GACAGUCACAGGGGAUUUUUCACAGCUCCAUGAUCACAAGGUCAUGCUACCUGUGAGAGCAACUGCAAAUCCGGCAGGAGUUAAAGGCAGAGAUGUGAAGGGGAUUUUACCUGUGAUGGUGCUAAUGGUGAUCAUUUUCUUGCUACUUCUGUUCUGGGAAAACGAGCUGAAUGAUAAUGUUGUGAUGACAUCGUUAGAACACUUGAAUGUAGACUACCCUCAGAAUGGUGUUCCUCUAAGGUACUGCAAUUAUAUGAUCCUCCAGAGAGGAAUAAGAGAACCUGACCACGCAUGCAAAAAGGAGCAUGUCUUCAUCCAUGAGAGGCCUCAAAAGAUCAAUAGCAUUUGUACUUCUCCCAAGAAAGUGCCUUGCCAAAACCAUUCUACUGUAUUAUGCUUCCAGAGCCAGACAAGGCUCAAAAUGACAGUCUGUCAGCUUAUUGAUGGCACCAGAUACCCUGCCUGUAGGUACCAUAUUUCCCUCACAACAGGGUUUGUGCUCAUCACAUGUGAUGGCUUUGGGCCAGUCAAUUUCCAAGGAUAUAUUGAAUAAUUUGAGAUCAGUGCCUGAGUCUGAGACCUUCUCAUCUCUGCUCAGCUGCUCUGGGACAAAGCUGAACCAUGGACCAGCGGUA
This is a messenger RNA of Dipodomys spectabilis (banner-tailed kangaroo rat), 635 nucleotides long. It is a transcript of the gene Rnase12, whose product is annotated as ribonuclease A family member 12 (inactive). Gene Ontology annotation, molecular function: nucleic acid binding. Bases 44 to 553 code for a protein of 169 amino acids. The transcript has 2 exons. The record is from RefSeq and is a predicted model, not a curated record. NCBI's taxonomy places the organism in Eukaryota, Metazoa, Chordata, Mammalia, Rodentia, Heteromyidae.